Molecule: messenger RNA, 2496 nt
Organism: Parnassius apollo (apollo)
Lineage: Eukaryota; Metazoa; Arthropoda; Insecta; Lepidoptera; Papilionidae
Source: the annotation of a GenBank genome assembly
AUGAGUUCACUUCAAGAGAGGUUGCAGUUAAAACGGGUUCCUUUGGAUACGUGGAAUAUAAGGGAACAGCUAUGCCUAGCGUCGGCUGUAGUAAGGAGUGGAGAUCAGAAUUGGAUGUCGGUAUCUCGGGCCUUAAAAACCGUCGGCGAACCAAGUAGGCCCCCGGAUUGGUACUCCCAGAAGAGCUGUGCAGCUCAAUAUGGGGCGCUACUGGAGCAUGUGGAGACCCCAAAGCGCAAGAAACGAAGCUCGGAAGGCGCUGUGGAGACACCGCAAGAGAGUAUCUUGAAACGACUCACCCAAGAACGUGUAGUAGAGAUUCAGAAAAAUAUUGCUGAAAUGAAUCAGCAGUACGAACAGUUGCAGAACGAAAUAGCUGAAGUCCGUAAUUCAGCUACUUCAGAAGAGCGCUUACAAGAGCUGUGGGCGGGUAUAGAAGCGGCGAAACGCGCGAGGGAAAGAGAGAGCGCGCGGCGGGCCGCCUGGUUGAAAGAAAGAGAGGAGAGACGGGCGAGAGCCGAGAAGACAUGGAAACCGCCACAGCAAGGCGCUCCGGGAUCUGGUACUCCCGCUCCGCCCUCGUCACCAUUACUGACGUCCCUAUUGAAGUCCUCGCCGGUGGUCACCACGCCCCAGCACAUCCCUCACCCGGCUACUGUAGUGGAGACGAUAUCGCCAUCAGCAGGAGCACCGACGCUGUCGAUGCUUCUAGAAAAGCCCCAAGGUGGCACAAGCCCGCACGAGAGCAAGCACGCGGCAAUCGAGCAUAUUAAGAGUCAACUGGUUCAAAUCGAGCAGCAACUUAAAGCGAGCACGUCGACGCCAUCAGCCGUACCUCUGACGCCCACGGUCCCAGCGGUGGACAUCGACGACAUAGAGAUAAAGGCGGAGGACGUGUACGCGUUCCGGGACAUCGACAUCCACAUCCCCCCAGUCACGGCCAUGCACAAACCGGCUGCUAGGAUUGAGAAACCCGUGUUCAAAAAAGAAGAAGAGGAGUCGUCGCCCACAGAGAUUAUAGAUGCUGUGGAGCCGAUCGGAGAUAUGGAUAUAAAGAUGGAACCGGUGACCGUGGACUCGGCUGCCGAAGAAAUAUUGGACACUGAAAUUGAAACGAAUGAAGAAGAAAUAGUAGAAGAAGUGCCUCCACAACCGGUGGAGAUUAGGGAACCGACACCAGAAGUGGAAGUGAAGAUCGCUUUCCCGGAAGUGAAGUUCCCAACGCCGGAAAUAAAAGUGAUACAACCUGAAGACCAAAAGAUUAAAGAAGACGUGAAAGAACCGGAAGCGCCGCCACCGGAACCGGAGAAAGUAGUGGAAGAAAUACCUCAGCCGGAAGAAGAACCAGCAGUUGUGCCUGUUGAAGAAGAAAGCAGUGAAAUAGUCCCAGAGCCAGUGGUAGAAGAAGAGAAAAAAGAAGAAGCUAUUGAAGAGCCACCACAAGAAGAAAAAGAACCCGUUAGUGCAGAAGUAGUGGUGGAAGAGACGCAGAGAACGGAAGAAAUACCUUUACCACCAGAGAUCAUAGAAGACGAAAAGACAGAGGAAACAGCUGAUGAAACAACAGUACCAGAGAUAACUGAAAAACCUCAGAAAGAACCACAAGUAGCACAAGAGGUGGAAACGCCGCAAGAAAUCGUUCAAGUAAAAGAAGAAGUCAAAGAGCAGGUAGAAGACGUAGAAAAGAAGGAGGUAGAAAAGAAAGAGACAGAAGUGGCUAACGUAGAAGAAAAGUUGACAGAGGACAUUAAGAAGGAUGAAGACGCUGAGGAUUCAAUACCGCUGAAGGAGAUGCUAAAGGAAGAAGCACCAGCAGCCACUGUACAGGCUGUAGCGGAAACAGGAGCGGGCGCGGCAGCGGAAGCGGAAGAGAAGAGCGAGCGGCCUGUUGACACGGAAGAUGCCCACACAGAAACGGACGAUGACACGCCUAUGGAAUUGAGCCGUGAAGAAGAAAAGGACGGGAAAAAGAAAAGAGAUUAUUCACGAAAGAAAAAGUCUGAAUCAAGGACUUGUUCUGGAUCCGAGAGCGCUGCAGAAGCGAGUGCUCCAGACUCUCCCAGCGCUAAUGAUGCGGAGAGACAGCAUCGGCUAUGGCGGAAGAGCGUUAUGCUGGUUUACAGCAGGUUGUGCGCACACAAGUACGCGUCGCUGUUCCUGCGGCCGAUAAGCGACGAGGAAGCCCCCGGAUACAGCAUGGUGGUGAAGAGACCAAUGGACCUGACUACCAUCAGGAGGAACAUCGACGCUGGGGUUAUCCGGACGACGGCGGAGUUCCAGCGCGACGUGCUGUUGAUGCUGUCCAACGCGCUCAUGUACAACAGCAGCGAGCACAGCGUCUACAGGAUGGCCAAGGAGAUGCACGAAGAGGCUCAGUGCCAGCUGGGCAUGCUGCUGGCGGCGCAGGCGCACGCGGGGCUGGUGGCCGCGCCGCCGCGCCGCAAGCGUCGCGCGCACCACGCGCACCACAACACACCCAAGCGCACGCACAACUGA